Molecule: messenger RNA, 8940 nt
Organism: Siniperca chuatsi (mandarin fish)
Lineage: Eukaryota; Metazoa; Chordata; Actinopteri; Centrarchiformes; Sinipercidae
Gene: ptprfa
Product: protein tyrosine phosphatase receptor type Fa
Exons: 29
Coding region: 2909-7924 (1671 amino acids)
Biological process (GO): protein dephosphorylation
Molecular function (GO): protein tyrosine phosphatase activity; protein binding
Source: RefSeq, a predicted model, not a curated record
UCCCCGAGGGGAAACGCUUUAAAUUUCUUUAAAAAGAAAUUACAUUCAAAAGUCAAUAAAACAAAAGCAAGUAAACAGUUACAGAUUAAAAUUAAAUUAUGAGUUUUUGGAAAGCCGCAGUAAACAAAUAUCUUUUAAGCCCUGACGUAAAUGAGCUGAUGGUUUCAGCAGACCUCAGGUCAUCGGGAAGCUUGUUCCACAGGUGGGGAGCAUAGAAACUAAAAGCUGCUUCACCUUGCUUGGUUUUGAUCCUGGGAAUACUAAGUAAACCUGUCCCGGAUGACCUGAGGGGUCUGGAUGCUUCGUAACGUACAAGUAAAUCAGAGAUGUAUUUAGGCCCGAGACCAUUUAGUGCUUUGUUAGAGAGGACUCUGGCAGCAGCAUUCUGGAUGAGCUGCAGCUGUCUGAUUGAUUUUUUACCGAGACCUGUGAAGACACCGUUACAAUAGUCUAGCAUGCUGAAAAUAAACGCAUGAAAAAGUUUUUCUGUAUCUUGUUUAUCCAGAAAUCCUUUCAUUCUUGCUAUGUUUUUAAAGUGGUAGUAGGCAAACUUUAACAAGUGCAGUCUCAGUGCUGUGAUGUUGUCGAAAUCUGGACUGAAAAGCUUUUUAAAAAUUGUUUUGCACCAGGAAAAUGUUAAGUUGCUGAAAACAACCUUUUCAAUGAUCUUUCCUAAAAAAGGUAGGUUUGAUAUGGGCCUGUAGUUAUUUAUUACUGAGGAAUCCAGAUUAGACUGUUUUAAAAGCGGUCUCCAGGGCCCUUGGAGAAAGGCCCGACUGAACAGAACCAUUGACUAUCUGUAGUACAUGUGAUGCUAUGCAGUAAAAGACAUCCUUAAAAAAGCUUGUAGGCAGAGUGUCAGUCCUGUGAGGGUGAAUAGUAUAGGAAGGCUACAAACCACACACCUUAUAUUGCAUUCAUGUCGUAAAACUGAAAUGUUUGCUAAAGAUUUACAAAUUUCAAUCCAAUAUUCAGAUUCAGUACUUUGGGUAAACAGUGCUGAUGUAACUGCUGGCCAGCUGAAGCUAACACAUCCUAUUUUAGUGCCCUACCUACCCCCACUUUGCUAUGGUAAGGACAGGUAAUAUAAACAGGUAAUUUCAAUGUUAUGAUGUAUAGCAGGAAGAUCUCUGAUGUUUUACUGGCUCUAGUGUUUCCAUUUACCAACACACACACAGCUUUGUCACUACCCUCUGUUAGCAUCCAAAUUUUAAGGAUUUAUAUUAGCAUUCUUCCCUGGUACGACAACGUUGAACAUUAAAAUGUGACAAUUAUUUAUAGUUGUCAGAGCCAGUCUUGCUUUGAAAUGAGUUUGGGGAACACUUCCCACAUGGCCACAUUAGAGACAGGCCACCUGUGUGUGUUGGAAGAUCAAUGGGGAAAUGAAAAGUCAAGGCCUGGCUUCUGCUGUGCACCUGCUGAAAAUAUACUACCACCAUUAGAUUAUUGUCCCAUAUACUGCCAUGCAAUAAAAGCUUGACAUGAGAGAUCCAGUGUUCCCCAAUAAUUUUAGGGUUAAAACCAACAUAAACACCUAACAGAAAAAAUCCAAUGUUUGUUUCGAAAGGCACCCAUCCACUGACAUGAAAAAGUCUUAAUAUGUCGUAAUACAUAUUAUUUUUAUCAUUUAAUGGAACAUGUCAAAUAAAUUGAACAAAAACUCAUCAUGUAAUGGCAUUUAUGACAUAAUAAAUAGAAAAUAUAUGAAAUAAUCAACAACACUGGUUGGACGUUGUGCUAAUUAGCAAAUGUUAACUAACUAAAAUGGCAACCAUGGUAAACAUUACCUUCUAACCAUCAGCAUGUUAACAUUGUACUCACCAAAGUCAUUGCUGAGAUCUGGGAACAUGCAAACAUCGUUAAAAAUAGUUCAGAUGGGACCAAGCAUGAGCAGUCAGACGAUCAGACAGGUUGUAAACAAACAUGUAGGCUAGUCAAACACAUUCAGAAGACAAAACAUUGGGAAUGGUAAAUUUAUUACCCAAACUGUUCUAAACAUCCAUCACAGUUUGCAGACUCACUUCUUUAUUGAACCUUGACCGGAUUGUACUUCCCAUAGUCGUUUUCCUGUGCAAUAAUAAUUACUGACAUUUCAGGUGCGCUCACUCUCUUUUACCUCCAAACAAGUGGAUUAGACAAAUCUUUUGAACUUUUGGCUUGUAUACAACCCGUAUAAUUGUCUGACCUAAUGUCUCUUGGCCCAUUGGACCUAGUGGUCAACACCAGUAAUGUUAAACUGAGAAAAAUCUAUAAAAAUAUAACAAUGAAAAACAAUGAUAUAAAGUAAAGACAUGUAAGAAACAAAUAGCAUGACACAUUGACAUAAACUUACUUUUAAGAAAACAAUUAAAAGAAGCCUUUAACUUUCCAUGGUGAGGUGGCCUGUAGUUGAUCUUGUCUCUGUUUUCAUCCUAGAGUAUGUUAACUAUUUACAUCAGAGAUGGAACCGAAACUUCUAAUAAAGAGGUGGGCUAUUUGGUUUCUAAGAUGAGUUCUUAAAGUCAGAAUUCUCAGCAAAAAGUAAGUCAUUGGUAUCGAUCAAUAAUGUUAUCGACCCUAAAAAUAAAUAUCUUUGCUGUCAGGUUGUAAAAAUGUUAUUUGACCUUAUUGCCCCUCAACAUAAUACGUGACCAGCCACAUUAAAAAAGACUGACCUGGCAGUUUGCCACUCCUUCUCCUCUUCCUCCAUCUUGUUGUCCUUUCUCAGCCCUCUGCCUCCCCUUCUUUCCUUCUCCUCCACAUCAUUUUCUCCAGCACUCCAGCCUCCACGGGAUUUGGUCUUAAUGCCAGCCAGAGCCUGCCUCUUCCCAUACCAGCCUACGAUGCUGUACUACAGCGCCCAAAAAUCUGCAUUCACAUUCGUCGUGUGCCUCCCCGUUUCUCCAUCCCCCCCACCAAUCAUGAGGUGAUGCCCGGCGGCAGCGUCAACCUGACCUGCGUUGCGGUUGGUGCUCCCAUGCCUUAUGUCAAGUGGAUGACCGGCGAGGUGGAGCUGACCCGGGAGGAGGAGAUGCCUAUUGGCCGCAACGUCCUAGAGCUCACUAACAUCCGGCAGUCUGCCAACUACACCUGUGUGGCCAUAUCCUCCCUGGGCAUGAUUGAGACCACGGCCCAGAUCACUGUCAAAGCCCUGCCCAAGCAGCCCACCUCCCUCAUUGUGACAGAAACCACGGCCACCAGUGUCACCCUGACCUGGGACUCUGGCAACCCAGAACCGGUGUCCUACUAUGUGAUCCAGUACCGCGCUAAACUGUCUGACAACGGCUUCCAGGAAGUAGACGGAGUAGCCACAACCCGAUACAGCAUCGGCGGCCUCAGCCCCUUCUCUGAAUAUGAGUUUCGUGUCAUGGCUGUCAACAACGUCGGCCGGGGGCCUCCAAGCGGUAUUGUGGACACCCGUACAAGCGAGCAAGCACCGUCAUCACCUCCUCUUCACGUCCAGGCGCGCAUGCUGAGCUCCAGCACCAUGCUCGUCCAGUGGGAGCCUCCAGAGGAGCCCAAUGGCCAAAUCCGGGGAUACCGAGUCUACUACAGCUCCAAGCACGAUGCCCCACUCAGUGCCUGGCAGAAACACAACACAGAUGACAGCCAGCUCACCACCAUCUCAGGCCUCACCACAGAUAUCACCUACAGCCUGAAGGUGCUGGGCUUCACCUCUGUGGGAGACGGGCCUCCCUCUGAUGUUCUGCAGAUCAAGACCCAGCAGGGAGUUCCAGCUCAGCCGUCUGGUUUUGAGGCAGAGGCCGAGCUAGACUCACGCAUCAUGUUAUCAUGGCUUUGGCCUGUCCAGGACCCCAUCAUUAGCUUUGAACUGCUCUACUGGGAGGCCAGCAAUCCCACAGACAAGCAUCGUGUCAUUUUCGACCCAGCAGGCUCCUAUGCAGUUGAUAGUCUAAAGCCAGAUACACUCUACAUGUUUUCCCUGGCAGCAAGAUCUGACAUGGGUUUAGGAGUCUUUACUCAGCCUAUUGAGACCAGGACUGCCCAAUCAACCCCUUCAGCCCCUCCCCAGGAGGUGCACUUGCUCAGCCUCAGCUCCACCAGCAUCAAGGUGAGUUGGGUGGCGCCGCCCACAGACAGCCACCAUGGGGAGAUAGUGGGCUACUCCCUAGCCUACCAAGCACUCACAGGGGACGAUGUGGAGCGCCACCAGGUGUCAGGGAUUGGCGCUGAUGUCACCAGCUAUGUGCUGGAGGACCUGGAGAAGUGGACUGAGUAUUUGGCGUGGGUGAGGGCUCAUACUGACGUCGGGCCUGGCCCAGAGAGCCCCACAGCCCGCAUAAGAACCAAGGAAGAUGUGCCUGGAGCUCCUCCAAGGAAGGUAGAGGCAGACGCCCUUAACUCCACUGCCCUCAGGGUGACCUGGAAGUCUCCCCUGUCUGUGAAGCAGCAUGGCCAGAUCAGAGGCUACCAGCUGGUCUACUCCAGGCUAGAGAACGGGGAGCCUCAUGGCCAACCGGUCAUCAUGGAUGUUUCCCUCCCUGAAGCCCAGGAGGCCAUUAUAACAGGUCUGCUCCCAGAGACUACCUACUCUGUGACUGUGGCUGCGUAUACCACCAAGGGCGAUGGAGCUCGCAGCAAAGCCAAGGUGGUCACCACCACAGGAGCAGUGCCUGGUAAGCCCACUAUGAUGAUCAGCACCACCAUAGGGAACACUGCCCUGAUCCAGUGGCAGCCCCCUAAGGAGAUGGUGGGAGAGCAUGUAGGAUACCAGCUGCAGUACAAGAGAGCAGAGGAGGAAGCUUUCAUUAUCAAAGACUUCAGACAGACAGAUGAUCAUUUCACAGUCACUGGCCUCCACAAGGGAGCCACCUACAUCUUCAAACUGUGCGCCAAAAACCGAGCAGGCAACGGAGAGGAGUAUGUGAAGGAGAUCAGCACUCCUGAAGACAUUCCCAGUAGCUACCCCCAGAAUCUGAGUGUGGAAGGCCUGACCGCCACCUCCACCAAGCUGGCCUGGGACCCCCCCCCUCUGACCGAGAGGAACGGGAAGAUUGUAAAGUACGUGGUGGUGUAUCGAGAUAUCAAUAGCCAGCACAACAACACCAAUAGUACCACAGAAACACAGAUGACCGUCCAAGGUUUGCAACCUGACACAACCUACGACAUCAGGGUCCAAGCUUUCACCAACAAAGGGGGAGGACCAAUCAGCCCCAGCAUUCAAAGCAGAACCAUGUCCACCUCCAUGUCAGACCUUCCCUCAGUGUUCACCAAGAACUUUGGUGUGAAGGCUGUGAUGAAAACCUCUGUCCUGCUGACCUGGGAAGUGCCAGAAACCUACAAAUCUCAAGUGCCUCUCAAGAUCCUGUACAACCAGCAGAGUGUGGAGGUUCAAGGCAACCUGAAGAGGAAGUUGAUCACACAGCUGCAGCCAGAUACUGAUUAUUCCUUUGUGCUAAUGAGCCGGGGGAACAGUGCCGGUGGCCUCCAGCAGCAGGUUUCCAUCCGAACAGCUCCAGACUUGCUGAAGAUGAAACCAGCUCGAUACCAACACGAUGUGGAGGAGGGUGGUAAAGUGACCAUCAGUCUGCCCAGGGUCCCUGCUGGAGCCCCCGUCAGAUGGUACUACAUAGUGGUUGUCCCUGUCACUCCAGCUUCUCUGAGAAGAUGGGAGAACCCUGAAAACAUGGACGUACAUGAGCUCCUGGAAGCUGGUGCUGACAGCAGUCUGCAGAGAAAGAAGAGACAGAGCCAGGAUUUCCUGCAGCCCUACAUCGCUGCCAAGUUGGACGCUCUGCCUGAGAUCUUCACUCUGGGGGAUGAGAAGAAAUACAAUGGCUACUACAACAAACCCCUCCCUGGCCAGCAGCAGUAUCGCUGCUUUGUUCUGGCUGACCUGACGGAUCACGAGUCUCAGAGGACGUUUGCGGCCAGCCCGUUCUCUGAGCCCAUCGUGGUGAAGCUCCACAGUGGGAUGACCCGACAAACUGAGGACCCAGAGAUGCUGUGGGUUAUGGGUCCAGUGCUGGCUGUCAUUCUCAUCAUCAUCAUAGUUAUUGCUAUUCUACUCUUUAAGAGCAAACAAGAAAGGAAACGAACAUCUCCAGCCAAGGACGAGCACAUGGCGGGUGUCAAGGACUCACUGCUGGCCCACUCCUCAGACCCUGUGGAGAUGAGGAGACUCAACUAUCAGACACAAGGUUCCAGUGCCCUCAGUUGCCCAAACACUCCAAGGAUGAGGGAACAUCCUCCCAUUGCUAUCUGUGACCUGGCAGACCAUAUAGAGAGACUCAAGGCCAAUGACGGUCUGCGCUUCUCUCAGGAAUACGAGUCUAUUGAUCCAGGACAGCAGUUCACCUGGGAGCACUCUAACCUGGAGGUCAACAAGCCAAAAAACCGCUAUGCAAAUGUUAUUGCCUACGACCAGUCCAGGGUCAUCCUCACACCUGUGGAUGGAGUUCCAGGGAGCGACUACAUCAACGCCAACUACAUUGACGGCUACAGGAAGCAGAAUGCUUACAUUGCCACACAGGGGGCGCUGCGGGAGACGGUGUGUGACUUCUGGAGGAUGGUGUGGGAGCAGAGGACCUGCACCAUCGUUAUGAUGACCCGCCUAGAGGAGAAGUCACGGGUGAAGUGUGACCAGUAUUGGCCAAGUCGAGGCACAGAGACAUAUGGGAUGAUUCAGGUGACCAUGCUGGACACUGUGGAGCUGGCUACGUACAGCGUACGCACAUUAGCCCUCUAUAAGAAUGGCUCAAGUGAGAAGAGAGAGGUUCGACAGUUCCAGUUUAUGGCCUGGCCUGACCAUGGAGUGCCUGAGUAUCCCACCCCAACACUGGCCUUUCUACGCAGAGUCAAGACCUGUAAUCCACCAGACGCUGGACCCAUGGUGGUCCACUGCAGUGCUGGUGUGGGCCGGACAGGCUGCUUCAUCGCGAUCGAAGCCAUGCUGGAGAGGAUGAAACACGAGAAGUCAGUGGACAUUUACGGUCAUGUGACGUGUAUGCGAGCUCAGAGGAACUACAUGGUGCAGACAGAGGAUCAGUACAUAUUCAUCCAUGAGGCCCUGCUGGAAGCUGCAACAUGUGGCAACACAGAAGUCCCUGCCCGAAACCUGUAUGCCCACAUCCAGAAGCUCACCCAGAUCCCUGCUGGAGAGACUGUCACCGCCAUGGAACUGGAGUUUAAGAAACUGGCCAACUCUAAAGCACAUACCUCAAGAUUCAUCAGUGCCAACUUGCCGUGUAACAAAUUCAAGAACCGCCUGGUGAACAUCUUGCCUUUCGAGUCCACCCGAGUCUGCCUGCAGCCAAUCAGAGGGGUGGAGGGCUCCGACUACAUCAACGCCAGCUUCAUCGACGGAUACAGGCAGCAGAAAGCAUACAUGGCCACGCAGGGCCCGUUAGCUGAGACCACAGAGGACUUCUGGAGAAUGCUGUGGGAACACAACUCCACCAUUGUAGUCAUGCUCAGCAAACUCCGCGAGAUGGGACGGGAAAAGUGCCAUCAGUACUGGCCUGCCGAGCGCUCUGCACGCUACCAGUACUUUGUUGUGGACCCUAUGGCUGAGUACAACAUGCCUCAGUACAUCCUGAGAGAGUUCAAAGUGACAGAUGCCAGGGAUGGUCAGUCAAGGACCAUCAGGCAGUUUCAGUUCACUGACUGGCCAGAGCAAGGAGUGCCAAAAACUGGGGAGGGAUUCAUCGACUUCAUCGGCCAAGUCCAUAAAACUAAGGAGCAAUUUGGACAAGAUGGACCAAUCACUGUGCACUGCAGUGCUGGUGUUGGGCGGGCUGGUGUGUUCAUCACCCUGAGCAUUGUCCUGGAGAGGAUGAGGUACGAGGGCGUGGUCGACCUCUUCCAGACCGUCAAGACGCUCCGAACUCAGAGGCCAGCCAUGGUGCAGACAGAGGACCAGUACCAACUGUGCUACCGGGCUGCUCUGGAGUACCUGGGAAGCUUUGAUCACUAUGCAACAUAACCCCACCCAGAAAGACACCCUCAGAAGAGUUUGGUGUCUCCUUCGAGCCAUAUCCACUCAGCUCCAUCAGUCCGUGCGGCCUGAUGAGGAGGCUAUGAGGAGGACUGAGGAGGAGGUGACCACAGCAGGAAACAGGGGAGAUUAGAGGAGAUAGGAGAGGGGACCAGAUGACCUUCUCCUGGACUGGUGCCAUGACUCUGCCACAGACCCCACACCAAAACUUCCCCAAAACCAACCCUGAAAGACUUGUAGUCAUACCUCAUUCUGAUUCUUGAUAGAAUAAUCCCAUCACUCCCCAAUUUCUGCCUCCUCCUAAUAGCAAAAACAAUUUUUAUGCUAUUUUCAUUUAUAUUCAUUAUUACUAUGUUUGUUAUGAAUAUUUAGAAUUUAUUUUGUAAUCUCUUACACUAGUUAUUAUAUGUAUUAUUUGCUUAUCUUUUUAUUAUUUUUAUUAGCACAAAGGACAUGUAUUUUCAACACACUCCAAGUUAUUAAUACUGGAGAGCAUAUACUCACAGCUGCUAAUAAUUUUAUUUUGUACCAUAGAUAUGAUAUUCUAAUGUUAGCAUUACUCAGUUCGUCUUAUUUAGGGGGAAAUGUGGGUUUGACUUCCUCUCUCGACAUCCAACAGAAUGAUGAUGAGGAUAUCUACCAGAUCAAAUAAACAGAUAAAGUUUGCAAACUACAUAACUACAUUAUGAGAUAAACCUAUGGCUAUAAACAUGCAAAGACUAUUAAGAUCCGAACAACUGUUAGCAUGUACAGAGAUUCUUGUCAAUAAUUGUUGACAAAUUUUCUCAAAGCCUUCAGAGAUCUAGAGACUUCCAACAAAAGAAAUAUAAAGCUGUUGGAAAGGUUGUGUGCACCGUAGUUUUCACAUCCCCUCUUAAGGUGGACUCAGGUAGACUAAACACAGACGGACUGCUCGUGAGAUUUUUUGUGAAGUAAGUGUGAUGAUAAAUGCUGAUCACAUGCUUCAGGCAUGAAAAAAGAAAAUAAAUCCAUUAUGACACCUG